AUGGCGCCAUCCGCUGCCCCCUCCUCCUCCUCGCACCUCCUCCUCGCCUCGCCCCACUCCCCGCCCACUCUCCUCAGGCUCCGCCGCGCGGGCGGCCGCUCCCUGGGGCUGUCACGGCGAGGCGGGAGCGCACGCCUUCGGGUCGUUCGACGAGCGGUGGAGGACGAGAGCGGGGCCGCGAGCGGGGGUCAGGAGGUGGAGGCGGCCCCGGAGGAGCCAGUGGCUGGUCGCGACCUCGUCACGCUCGCCGCCUGCCUCGUGGGCCUCCUCACCGGCGUCUCCGUUGUGCUCUUCAACCUCUCGGUUCAUGAAAUACGUGACAUAUUUUGGGACAGUAUUCCUUUGCGAGGCGCUUCAUGGCUGAGGGAGGAGCCGAUUGAUGAAGUCUGGCAGAGAGUGAUAUUUGUUCUGGUCAGUGGAGGUGUUAUAGUAGGUGGAUUGAACACACUAAGAAGUUAUAUCAAAACUAACUCAAAUGCCCCUGUGUCCAAGAUAAAGAGUGCAUUUAGACCAUUCUUGAAAGCUAUGACAGCAUCUUUCACACUUGGAACUGGCAAUUCACUGGGUCCUGAGGGUCCCAGUGUGGAAAUUGGUUCUGCAAUAGCCAAAGGAUUUGGUAAUGUGUUUGAGUGGGAGGGUGGGAAAAGGCUGUCUCUUGUGGCAGCAGGAUCAGCAGCUGGGAUAUCAUCUGAGAUUGGUCUAGGUUCUGAUCCUGCUUUCACUGUCCCAGAAUAUGAUUUUCGCUCCCCAACAGAACUUCCUCUAUACGUUUUGCUGGGUGUCUUCUGUGGGUUGGUGUCAAUUGCAUUAUCAAGAUGUACAUCACUUGCUAUGGAGGCAGUUGAAAGUUUACAAAGGGCAACAGGGUUACCGAAGGCUGCAUCUCCGGCUUUAGGUGGCCUCGUUGUUGGUCUCCUUGCACUUUUGUACCCUGAAGUAUUGUACUGGGGCUUUGAAAAUGUUGAUGUCUUGCUGGAAUCACGACCAUUUACAGGCGGCCUCUCAACGACCAUAUUAGUUCAGCUUAUUGGAGUGAAAAUAUUAGCAACAUCUUUGUGCAGGGCUUUUGGAUUGGUUGGUGGUUACUAUGCACCAUCUCUUUUUAUUGGUGCAGCUACAGGGAUGGCAUAUGGCAAAUUCAUGAGGUUUACAUUUACUGGCCCUGAACCACUGCUGCAUGUCCCAUUCCUAGAUGUGGCAUCACCUCAAGCAUAUGGCCUGGUAGGUAUGGCAGCUACCCUCGCUGGUGUAUGCAAGGUGCCUCUGACAUCUGUCCUGCUACUUUUUGAGCUUACACAAGACUAUCGUAUAGUUCUACCUUUUGUUGGGGCUGUCGGGUUAUCAUCCUGGAUUGCUUCUCCUCAAAGGUUCUCUAAAAGAAGUAAGCUGGAUUCUCAGGAGGAUAAAUCAAGUAUUCCUCAACAAGCAAACAACAUGCUCACUCAAAACAAACAGGCCACUUCCAUGGAUACAGAUGAUUCGCCGCUAGAAUUAUGUAAAAUUGAAAGCUCCCUUUGUGUCUAUGAUGCCAACGAGGACAAUAUGUUCAAAAAUCUUACUGUUGCAGAGGCCAUGAAAACUAACUACUUCUCCGUCUCAAUGACAACUCCAUUAAUUGAGGCUCUAGAUCUUAUGCUCGCCGAGAAGCAGCCCUUUGUUAUGAUAACUGAGAAUAACACAUUUGUAAGAGUCUUGCUGGCACUAAAGAACAUCCAAGAUUUUUGCAGAGCUGCAAAAACUACCAGAGCACAUGCUGAGGUAAAGGAACUCCUGAUAUCUCAUGUUUGCCAAGCAGGCAAGUGUAAAUCGUGGUCUGUGAUGCCUCAGAUGCCACUUACUACUGCAGAGAAGAUUAUGGACUCUCACGGUGUGGAUCACCUUCCUGUAGUUUCCGAGGAUGCUAAUCCUCAGGACAGAGGACCUUUGAUAGGUUUUGUAGACAGAGAAUGCAUUGCCAUCGCUGGAAGGGCCAUGGCAACAAAAGAAAUUUUCAGUUCUAUGUAUGAGAUAAAAAAGGAAGAGAGGGGUAGCACGGAAGGAAGAAAUGAGACGACACAGAAGCACUCCCUACUUAGCAAGUCUGGCAUCUUUUCCUGGUCAAGGCUAAGACCUCUCCAGGUUAUUUAG
Messenger RNA from Miscanthus lutarioriparius, 2127 nucleotides. Lineage: Eukaryota; Viridiplantae; Streptophyta; Magnoliopsida; Poales; Poaceae. The record is from the annotation of a GenBank genome assembly.